AUGGGAAUAGAAUUGAUUUUCAUUGUGAACAAAGAUAAGCUAAAUCAGAGUCUAAUGACUUGCUCUCUUUGCUAUUUGAUAUUCGUAAACCCAGUCCUUUGUAAAAUAUGUCACAAUCAUUUUUGUUAAAUGUGUCUUUAGAAGUAUCUCAAAGACAAUGAUAAGAAAUGCCCAGUGGAUAAGACUAUUUUGAAGGCGGAUGAUAUUUUGAAACCAGCUCCUCAGGUAUAGCAAUAGCUCGAAGAAGUCUAGAUUAAUUGCCAGCUAUGUAGCAAUAUCUUUAAAUUAAAAGAGAUUGAAAGUCAUGUCAAGAAAGUCCACUUGAGUGGAUCUGAUGUGAAUAGUAAUCAAAAUAGCUUAAGACAAUCAAGAUAAAUACCAGAAAAGUCCAAAGAAAAGACAAUUGGCAGAAGCAUAGAAGAUACUAUCAAAGAGACUCUAGGCACAUAAAAAUCAGUUACAUUUAAAGAUUAAAAAAAUGUAAUGCAAAGUGGUGUUAGUAAUAUGAGUGGGAAUAUUUAAAAUUUGUCCAAUUAAUUCUAAGAAAAUCCUUAUAAAACUGAAUAAUAGUAAAAAUUGAAUCAAAGCUUUCAGUCACAGAUAUAAGCUCAAUUGAAGUCUAUCUAAGAUAAUGAACCAUUAAGUAGAACAAUGAAUAAUAAGAAUAGUUUAGAUCUGCGCUACAGCACUCCCAAACCUGACUCUAACAAUGUUCUUGGCAUUAAACUUGCGUAUAACAAGGAUAGAGAUUCCCCUUUGAAAAUUGAGAGAACUGUUCAACAUUAGAAGGAGAAAUUUUUUGAGAACAUAAAGCCCAACAUUUACACUGAUAUGUUGAUUUCAACAAUUGCUACUCAAAGAUAACACUUGAAUAAUAGUGCUUUGCUAAAUAUGAAAAGCACCUCCUUAUCAAGAAAUAUGGAUUAAACACUCACAAGUGAUUAGUUACAAUAGAACCAAACUAUGAAAGACAACCUAAGUUUACUAAGCUCUAUCAAAUAUGACUCUAUUAAUGAUAAAAUCAGCUUCAUUGAGAGAAAAUAAAAGCGGUCCUAAGAGAAGGAAAAACUAAGAAAUACCUCACAUUACGUAUCUUAAUUGAGUUAUCAUGGAGUUAUUCCUGAUGACUAAUAUAUUACUUUACCAAGGAUAAUGUAUAAUCUUCCAGAAAAGAAUCCACAUCUAAGUAAUCAAAGGGUAGAAGGAGGGAGAGUAAAUGUCAGAUCCUUUAAGAUUCAAAAGUUUUAGAAUGAUCUAUUGAAAUCUUAGUUUUAAUCAAGUUUAGAACGUGCUGGAUUUACCGAUAGAAAUAUGUCUGAGGGUAAAUAAACAAACGGGGAAAUGAAAGAAUCUUAAAUGGAAUAGAGAAAGAGCCGUUCAAUGAGAGUAAAGGCAUAAUAGAAGAAAAUUAAAGACUUCGAGAGAUUAUCAGCAAUUAGAAGUUAAAAGUUCAUAAUUUGCAGGAUACCAUUAGUGGGUAAAACAACAAGAUAGAAAAAAUGGAGAAAAUAUGUAAAGAGCUAUUCAAAAGUAAGUUUUACUAUAAUCAUGGUUGUAGGGUAUAGGCAGUUUGAAAUAGACAGUAGACCUGAGUGA
Stylonychia lemnae is the source of this 1596-nucleotide messenger RNA. NCBI's taxonomy places the organism in Eukaryota, Ciliophora, Spirotrichea, Sporadotrichida, Oxytrichidae. The record is from the annotation of a GenBank genome assembly.